AUGCGACUUAGCCACACGAUGGAAAAGAACAUCUGCUAUCGGCAACGAAGGAGAAAAGAAGUUGUCUACGACGACUUAGAGGAUUACGAGACUGUGCUGAGCCUCGAAGCCGCGCACGACAAACUUGGAUCGAAUUUCGACAAGCACCACGUCUUGUUGGAAAGAAGAAGGACUUUGAGGCUUGAUCCGAAUGCAUCGCACAUUGAGCGGUUAGUAGCAAACACUAGCUGCAGAAAAGCGUUGCAGGACGAUAUUUCGAAACACAUGCAGAAGAAGAUUCUGGAAGCAGCACAAAAAAGAACGAGUCCAAAGAAGUGCCGCGGGGAUCUCCGCGAAUGUAAUAUUCCGCUAGCAGCCUUGCUGAGCGAAGACGGGACUCGCAUGUCUUCUCGUCGUGAGAUGGAAAUCAUUACGGGGAGGUUCUACUCGAACCUUUUCCGUUCAUCAACUCCUGUGUCAACCCCGAUCAUCCCCACUGGUGAAACUCCACCACGGAUUCUCCCUUCGGAAGUACGAGUCGCUAUCAAGAGCAUGAAGCCUGACACAGUUCCCGGAUCUGAUUUUAUAUCAGCACACUUUCUUCGGGCUGGUGGCCAUCAGCUUCAUGUAAUCUUAGCGGCACACAUGACAUCCUACCUUCAGAAAGAAAGGAUCUCAGACGAGUGGAAGACUUUGCGAACCGUUCUUAUCCGUAAGAAAGGUGACCGAGAGGACCUUUGGAACUACCGUCCGAUAGGGUUGCUGAGCGUGUUAUACAACGUAUUCACCAAGAUCAUCCUCACCCGCAUAUCUAGGACGCUGGAUGAAGCCCAGCCUCAAGAACAAGCUGGAUUCCGUCAGGGGUUCAGCUGCUUGGACCACAUCCAGACCGUGUCGAGGGUCAUAGAAGUUUGCCGGGAAUACCGCCUGUCCCUUGUUCUAACCUUCGUCGACUAUGAGAAAGCCUUUGAUAGCGUAGAAACGAAUGCAACACUGUCAGCGCUGGUCGAUCAAGGUGUGAACGCCUCGUAUGUGAGGACAUUAGCCAAUUACUACGAUCGAUGUACCACAAAGAUACAGCUUUCCCACCGCUCCCUCACCAUACCCAUUGGAAAGGGGGACGGAGGCGUACAACUUGAAGGCUCCACAAUCGUGGGAACUUCGUCAUACGUAUACCUCGGACGUUCUAUGAACAUGGAAAACGACUUGAUGGAAGAAAUGAAUAGAAGAAUGAUGGCAGCAUGGGUAGCAUUCACAGCCGUCAGCGAAGCUACGGACCAACUGACGGACCAAGAUUUUCGUGCCCAUCUGUUCGACUCGACAGUUCUUCCAGCGCUCUGUUACGCAGCGCAGACGUGGGCAGACACCGCUGCCACGUCUAGGAAGCUACUUACUACCCACAGAGCCCUUGAGAGAUGUCUUCUGAAGUUUAACCGGCGCAGACAACACCUAGCCGGUCUUCGCAGUUCCGACUCAAGAGGAAUGUAUCGUCUUCGCGACUCAGUGAAAUAUGUAUCGAAAGCAAAACAUAGAUGGGCCGGUCACAUUGACAAAAAGAACGCUAGAAUGGAAAUUGAGCUCCUUUUACUUCCACAUUAUAUCGAAUUUGAAGCCAGUCAUAUGGAAAUACUUUCUGAAAGAUUUAAAAAGGAACAGGAUGCAUACUCUCUUCGUAGGAACGAUAAUGAAAUGGUCGAAGAUGAUCUCAUGGAUCGACACUAA
Molecule: messenger RNA, 1701 nt
Organism: Necator americanus (New World hookworm)
Lineage: Eukaryota; Metazoa; Nematoda; Chromadorea; Rhabditida; Ancylostomatidae
Exons: 4
Coding region: 1-1701 (566 amino acids)
Source: RefSeq, a predicted model, not a curated record